AUGACCAUUCCUCUUUCAAGGUAGGCUGAAUUGUAAGGCUUCAGGAUUGCAGGUGUAUUUUAAAUGCCUGUAUAAUUAUUUCAUUAAUUGAUUAUACUGUUAAAGAGCUGGUACUUGAAAAUUGUAUCUCUGAAAGAAUUUGAACAUAUCAGUUUUCUGCCUUCCUUAAAGUUACUUUUCAUGGUGUGAUUAUAAUGUGUAAAUGUGACUUGUGUGUACUAAUGUGAAGCAAUUUUCAGCCCUAGAAACACAAAUAAGACUUUCUUUCAAGAAAGUUUUGAUAGUUCUUUACUUUGAUACAUACAAAUCAUUUCCAUAAAUCACGUAAUGGUAUUUACUCAAUGUUAAAUGAUUAAUUUUAGUCACUAAACAAUUUUUAUGUUUUACUGAUUUAUUUUCUAUAUUUUCCCUUUUUUUAUUUUAUUUUAGUGUACUUUAUAGAGUUUACAGAGGUAUCCCAGAGAACAGACAAGUAUUUUUACUUAAUUUUUAUAGAAGGAAAGUUUUUCAAGUGCCUUAUAUGUUUGACUGUAUUGCAAAGCACUUCUGUUAUUUCCUCAUCAAGCUGACUGCUAAAGUAAUAUUCUCUGCCUGUUGUUCACAGUGUGGUAAAUGUGUGAUUUUUGGCAUUAUGAUUUAAGCACAAUCCUGCAAAUUGUUCCUCUGGGGUGGGGCUGGAUGAAGUUAAUUCUAGGUUAAAAUGUGGUGGCAAAUUUAUGAGGAGUAACCUAAUUGUCUACAUGAAAACUCAGACCAUACAAUUUCUGUGUACUUUUAACUAUACAUUUAUAUGACAUAACUGUAGGCUGAACUUGUUGUUUCUUUCCUCUGAAUAUGAUCAUAAAUAACAAAUUUGGAUUUCAACUUAACCUUUAAUAUUCUUAUUCUGAAUCAACUCUUUAGCUAAGCUUAGUCUUUAAAUGCUUAGUGGUGUGUUGAAAGCCUCAUUAUACUUAACCUAAUUCUGGCCUUUGAUGAAUUUUUAUACAUCUAAUGUUAUUUUAAUAGAUCAAAAGAAAGCCAUUCGUUUUCAGUGGGCACAGCUGAUGUAUCAGAGAUCCAUUUUUAACCAUCUCCAAAUAGGAGUCACCUGUUUUUCCUCAGGGACACUGAAGUUUUACUCAUCAGGUGCAGUUGCUUCUAUGACAAGCAACAUUAUCAAAAGAUCUUCUAUAGUCUGACCAAGCUUUCUUUGGAAAUCAUUAGGUUCUCAUAUUUCUGCUGCCACCCCAUUAAUAUUGGAAAGCUGGUCUAUCUGCUUCUUUGAAAGCCUUGUCCACAUUCCCAGACCUUUCACCCAAAUUGUCCUUUACUAGUUCUCCCACUCACAGACUUUCACCCCCAAGUAACUUUAGAAAGUUACUUCCCGGCUAUUGUUUUACAAACUAAGCAGGGCAAGCUCUUUUGCAUAUAUAUGGGAAGUGACAAAAACCUAAAAGGAAUGCAGUGUAAAUAAUUGCACCUGCCUGUUUUAGAUGCUGCUUUUUUUUUUUUCAGACUUGGAAACUUAAUUACAUGUGUAAUCACUCCUGGUUUUCAUACCAAAAUCAAACUGCUUGUAGUUAAAAAUAGAAGAAAUUGGGGAAAAAAGUUAAUCCAUAAGAUAAAAGCAACACCACAGCCAUAUUUUUAUGCAGUUUAAAUGAAUCUCUAUCCAUUUUUAAUAGGCACAUGCGAAGACUACCCUUUUAGUUUUAGUGCUGCCUAUGUAACCCAUUUUUGCAGAUUAUUGACAAAUUUUAUCAGCUGAUGAAAGAUAUUAAACUAAACCUGCAAACUCGUAUUUAGGGAAGGCAAUGGAACAAAACGUGCAUGUGCAGUACCUGACAUUAAGGGCCAUAUGCCCAAAGCUGUUGACACCAAGGAAGAAUGAAUGUCCUGUGUUCCCAUCACUUUUCAAAAGGAAAAAAAUGCAUGUGCCAAAUAUUUGCCUGUGGUUGACUGCAGAUGCUAGACCAGGUGGGUGAUACUACAGCACGGAGGUGCAAUUGGCAUUGUAUGAAGUUUUGCAUAAAGCACCUGGUACAGUUUCUGUCUGUAUCUAUCUUAGGUAUUUACAAGGCACCUAUCACCUUGGUACCUAAGCACUUUGAAAAAUGCACCCACCCCAGGAGGCAUGAUGCAGAUACAGACAGAGGCCCAGGUCCAGAGCAGCAGAGGCAGGUCCCAGGAAGCUCUGUGUUCCCGCUGUUGUUGAGCUCCUGGCCCACUUGGUGUGGCCAAGGAACAUCUCCACCCACCUGUCAGCAGGAAGACGGUGCCCCACCCCUCACGUGCAGCUCCGCUGGUGGGCAAUCUGAAAAGGAAAGAUAAUGGAAAAGGCAACGAUCCAGUAGCAGAGGUGAAACAGGAAUGGUGGGAUUUCAAAAGGAGGGCUUCUUAAAGAGCAGCACAUCUCAGGGGAGGGAUCAGCUGCCAGUUCAAGUGGCAGAUGUCACUGGGGAGCAAGAUGGGGAGGUUCCUGGAUCCUCGGGGCAAGCCGGCCAUCACCGAGGGAGCUUGCUGUCCACGCCGGCCGAAGAACAGGAAUCCUCGGUGCCUGCCUCUGACGAAGACUCACCAGCCAGGACCACAGAGAGCUGGCAGUGGCCACUGUCCUCGUCUGAAACGCACAGCAACGUUGGGGAGGAUUUUGAGGGAUUUCAAACGCCAGCGCGGACUCCGGAGUGUACCAUGGACAUACAGUCUCCCGGGGAUCAGUCACUCAGUAGAACUCCUCAGUUUGAAAGUGACUCUCCUGAGGAGGAGGGAAAUGAUGAAAUGAAUGAAGAGCGCUGCGGUGUUGAGCCUGUCCCUAGGGAUCGGGGUUGGAGAGGGCAGCCCCAGCUAACAGAGGGAGAGAAGCUGUUGAUGGAAACCAACAGUAGGAUUGUGCAGCUGCUGGAAAAUAUCAAGAGGGAGCAUGCACAGUCCAUGGGCCUCAUGUCCCAGUCCAUGGGCCGCAUGGAGCUGCAGCUGGGCAUUGUGGCUACCUCCACAAGAGCCAUCCAUAACUACCUGUCAGAGAUUUUAGCUUUCCUCAAGCAGCCGAGGACGCAGGUCCUUGAAACGCGCAUUUCCCAAAGAGCCACCCCCCAUGUCGAGUUGACCUGUGCCUCGACAUGGACCGGGGAGGACGCAGUGGCAUCCUCCACUGUGUGCUUACCUGGGGCCGAGGGGACGGGCGACUCUCGAGACCCGCCGCAGGCCACCCUGCCUUGUCGCAGUGGCCGGCUGCAGAGAGCCAUAACCGAGAGGGCCUCGCUGCCCAUGCCUCCACGCCAGGCAAAAGGGGGAGGGAAGAAAAAAUAACCAUUCCAUAGGGUUUUUAGAGGUUUUUUUUAAUGUGCCUGUCCUUUUAAUUCUUAGCCAUAAGGCCAUUGGUGGCAGAGUUUCAACCAUUUCCUACAUUGGCUAACAUUGUAUUCUGGCUGACUAGAUUAGUCUAACAUUUUGUAGUUUAUAUUUGCACUGUUAACUAUGUGUGCUGCUGGUAUUUGAAGAACAUUUGCCUCUGUUCUUUCACUUUAACUUCAUACGAGCAUUUUUUUACUCUGUGCCAGGCAUUCAUUGCUUUUCUUACAAAUACAAGUCAUUUCUUGAGGCAGCUGUUUUUUGAGUUUUCUUUCUCCAUUAUCCCAUCCCCUCUGAGCAAGCACUCGGGACUUGGUGGUAAGUAUAGAGGUCUUCGCAAUACUCGCCUCCAAAACUGUGUUCGAUCAGUCUUUGCCUGGUGUUUCUGGCAUGCCAGCCUGAGGUGUUGGGGUCAGCCUGUACCGGAUCAUGAUCAUUCUUAUCCUCUGUGGGUCUGACCAGCUCAGUUUCUAAGACCCUCGGUGGAGCUAAUCCACAUGUCUUGGCUAUGUCGUACAAUAAGUAAUGUUGCCAGGAUCAUACCUCAUAUUUCUCCUUUGGGGGCUGUAUAGUGAUGUGCCACCAGAUCUAUCUAGGCACCUGGCUCUCAUUUUCAAAGUUCCUUUCAUGAUGGAUCUGGUGGCUUGAUGGGCAGCAUUAUAAUUUUUCCUCUGAGAGAGUCUGGGGAUUGGAAACAAGAGUCACUAAGCAAUGUGUUCUACGGGGAUAAGAGCCAUCUCCUGCAACAAAUCUAUUAGGAGGAGACUGUCCCCUGUAAUUAUCAGAGAUAUUAAUUAUUUAAGAAAAAGAGAAAAAAAAAAGAAAAAAAGCAACUUGCCUGGCAGCCAGACCUCUUGAGAAUGUAAAAGUCAUGACACGCUGUUGGGUACUGUGCUCCUCUGUCUGUGAUUAAGAGCUUCUCAUCAGAGACGACCUACAUCUUGAUAAAACACAACUACUUCCUGUGCCUUUAGGCCAUCUAAUUUUCUGAGGGCUGGCACCCUGAGCAGAGCACGGGGCCCAUUGGAAACCCACAGGGCAGAUGGAAACGCACUUUGCAAUAAAUUAUUUUAUAUCUGUUGGUGCUGCCUCUCUCGGGGGAAUUUAAUUUAGUGGCACUCAAACUGCUAUAUGCAUGCAGAGGCAUCAGACUUGGCUUUUCCAUGUGGUAUCCCUGACAGUUCUCUGAAAGGAUGCUGUUGCCAGGAGCCCCCUGAGCGGUGGUGACCUGUUCUCACGGGUGUAGCAUGGCUCCUAUGUUUGACUCUCAACACACCGUUGUAACUUCUUGGGAACGUUCAGAAGAGUUUAUAUGGCAAAGCAGUGAUGAAUGGAAAAUACUAGAGAACAACCAUAGGCUUAAAAAUUCUCUUCUGUGAUUACAACCGAGCUGUGCUCUCUGUCCAGUGAGACAUAGACUCUUCUUCCCUGUCUUUCUGUGAGGUUAUUCAAGAUAAAGCAGAUCAUAUUUUGUUAUUCUGCCAGUCAGCCACAAAUUGCUCCCGUAUAAGUGUGUGUGCGUGUGUGCUUGUGGCUGUACUUUGCUAAAUGACUGAUUUAAGGAUGAAAUUGCAUCUGGCAUGGCCAACCUCCAGUGUAGGCUUUUUCCACUACCAAAUAUUUCUUCCCUUUCACCUCCAUCCAGCUGAGUUCCUUGUAAAAAUGCCAUUGGAGGUGGGCUUCUUUGGCCACACUUCACACCGGGUACCAAUUUUUGCAUCUAUUUUGUGGCUUUUUUUUUUUUUAAUAUCUCUUUUGUCAGAACUAUUUGUAAAGUUAUCCUCAGAGACUUUCCAACACAAGCUUGUAAGCUUUUCCCUCUCACUGGUGCAAGAAAUGCAUGCUGCAGAGUAUUUGAGGUCACAAGGAGGUUGGGAGAGAAGCUAAUUAGUGAUCCUGACAAAUUAUUAUGGCCUUCUGAACAAGCUAGUUCUGGUGCAUAAGUGGUUUGCACACUGGUACUGUGGAUGUGAACAGCCCAGUUCAAAGCACAGGGUUUGUCCCAAUAUGUUUACAUCUUCUUUCUUUGGGAUGAGUUUGAGUGAAGCUAAGUACAAUUCAGCCAGUCAAUUUGGCCUAAGUAGCACGUUUGAUAAUGCAGUGAGAAUGUUUUUUAUUUUGCACAGUGCUUUCACUUCAGAAGGGUGGUGGAGUUGUGGCCAGAUGUUAAGAAUUUGACUUGCUCUUCAGGACCCGCCAUGUAGCUGCUACCAUUUAGAACCAAUCUCGUUCCCACGUGCUGGCUACUUCCAUGGCUUCAAAUUUUUUUGUUGUAGUCUCAAAACAACAGCCUCCACUCCACCUUUGCUUCCUGACCAAAGGCAGCAGAGCAAAGAGAAGAUAUAGCAGUGCUGCAGUUGAAAGUGCCACGCAAGGAAGCACUAAAGAGUUCCUUGCAAAGCAGCUUAAGCUUUAACCUGCUCUCCUCUUCCAUUUCCAAGUGCUUUAGCUAGAUAUGGCAAGGCACAAAGCACCACUCCAACGGGAGCAGCCAUAGGGUGAGAAGGACUGGGAACCUACAGACAAGAAACCUGCAAUAAACUUACACAAAGCCAAGGGGGUUUUUCCACCUGGAAGUAGUAGAUGGUAUUAAGAAUUGGUGCCAACUGAUAUUUUGCUCAGAUCCAACAUUAGGAUCUGACUUGUAGUAUUGUCUAGCAAAAUCAGUGCAGUUGGAGGGUAUGUAUGUUCCAUCCCCAACAAAUAUUUUCAUGCUUUUCAAGUGUCUGUCAUGGCCUCAUCACUCUUUCCCUGUAGCUUUUUGUUGUCUGAAUGGGUAUAUGGUUACAUGUGUCUGUUAAAAAUAAAGGGGAUCAGUUCUUACAUGGUAUAUUUAUAUUUCUUAUGUACAGAUUUUGAGUAUGUAGUGCUUCAGUUUCCAAAACUUCCUUCUUUCUGUGUCCAAAAGACCAGUUGUUUGGCUUCUGGAAUGUUAACAAGGGUGGGAGAGCCUUAACAGGAAAUCUCUGCCCAGUUGAAGCUCUUGGUGAUAGAUCCCCUGAGUAUGAUUCUGCAGUCUGGCCAUAUUUUUGAUGUAUAGGUCAAAUAUUCGUGGUUACACCGUUGCUUUCUGAUGCCUUUUGCUGAGCAGAAGUGCAGAUAUUUUUCUUUCAGAAGUUCACAGUUUGUAUAACAAAGUCAUUAUGAAAUGUGACAUGAAGUUUGUUUUAUUUUUGAAUAUGUGUGAUGAUUUUAAGAAUUUUUUUCCUUUUUCUCCUUCCACUGGAUGAUUUAAAUCCCACCAAAAAAAUAAAGCAGACCAAUGAAAAGAAUUGAAUGCUAACUUCAAUUGAAAAGAAAUAGCAACACUACUCUUGUGAGACAGUUUUCAGCAGUGUUCAGCUUGCUGGUCCUGCUCAGCCUUUCCUUUCCUGCCUGCUCCCUGAUCCUCUGUGACACUGAAAUAUCCACUUCUAGGACAACCUACUUCCUAACCCGAAGGCUAAAAGUUUUUCCCUCUCUUUUUCUCCCUUUUAAAAUACCAUCCUUGCAUCAGCCAGAUCUACUGUUUAGAGGGAUCAAAAGCUCUUUUCCUCCUGCCUUAUUCCCAUCCAUAUCAAUAUCCAGGGCCCUGAGUGCGCUGCUCUCCUGUGAGAGGUAAAACUUAAAUCCCUAAAUCCAAUACUUGGCAUAGUAACACUGCCAAAAAAAAUGGUGGUUUGUUUUUUUUUUUUAAAUCUAUAGUACCCUAAUGAAGUAGCUACCCUUGUUUGCUGAAGCAAAUAAACAAUUAUUUGGGAGAUGGAUUUAAUUUCUGAAAAGUAACAUUGCUCUAACUCGUGUUGUGGAAGCCCAGGAGCCAGGCUAAGCUAUUCCACUCACACAAACACCACAGGCUAUGUAACUAAUCCUUACUUUGGUGAAACUUCAAAGGAAAAGACACUAAAUUAACGUGCUGCACAGGGAAGCAAAUGCCAUGGAAGGCGUAGCAAGGAAACCUGUUGGUAUGAUUCAGUUUUGGAUUCUAGCACAGAUUCAAAACUCAAACUAUUCUGGUGGCUUAGGCUACUUGUUUAAUUUCUCCAUGCCUUGGUUUCACAGUAGUAGAAGGGGCAAAAAAAGGAACUGUCAGGCAAUAAUUAGUUGAUUAUAUGGUACUUUGAGGUCUUCAGUCUGAAGGAGUAACCUAAUGUAUUAAGUGCUGAUGGAACUUGUUUGUGACCAAAGUUGGAGACGGGGCUAACACCAGCACUCAGCUUUGGAACAUUCUGAAUAAAGUUCUCCCCAUAUUUUACCAUCGUGUCAUAUGGUAGAUCAGAAUCCCAAAUCCAAAUGUUGAAGCUCUCACUCAGACUUGGACUUUGCCUAUUUGGUCUGUUUCUGACCACAACUAAAUACAUUCUCAAGCCAUCCAGUAGUUAAAAUAAAAAA
Messenger RNA from Neopelma chrysocephalum (saffron-crested tyrant-manakin), 7704 nucleotides. RefSeq lists its product as uncharacterized. The record is from RefSeq and is a predicted model, not a curated record. The transcript is spliced from 2 exons. Bases 2353 to 3291 code for a protein of 312 amino acids. Lineage: Eukaryota; Metazoa; Chordata; Aves; Passeriformes; Pipridae.